CUAAAGUUUGGCCUUUACGAACGCCGGUCAUCUUUCCACAGUCAGCUCGGUCACAAGAUCCUGAAGUUCAGCUGGGAAGCUGAGUCAUAUUCACAUUCCCUAUACGGCCAUCAACUUCACUUCACUUGCUCUACUUGAAUAUAUAAUCUGCACAUAACUCGAAGCCGCGAUGUUCUCCACGACUUCAAACUCUAUCCACAUUCCCAAGAUAAGCGCGAGUGCUUCUUUCCGGAACAGUUCUCGCAACCGACGUCUGAGCAACAGUGCUCGUCCAUGCGGACGCUACGGUAUCUCUGCGCGCCGAUACGUUGCCGUGCGCGCAGAGGAAGUGACAACAUCCGGCGUCCCUACCGUGGUUACUGAUGCUACAUUCGAAUCCGAAGUACUUCAAAGUGAAGUUCCCGUCUUGGUGGACUUUUGGGCGCCCUGGUGCGGACCUUGCCGCAUGAUCGCACCUCUAAUUGACCAGCUAGCGGAAGAGUACGCAGGAAAGCUGAAAGCUGUGAAACUCAACACUGAUGAGAGUCCGAGCGUGGCUACUGAGUAUGGCAUCCGUAGCAUCCCUACUGUGAUGAUCUUCAAGGGUGGACAGAAGCUUGAUACUGUUAUUGGUGCGGUGCCGAAAUCCACCCUUACUGGAACCAUUGAAAAGUACCUGUGACCUUCUGGGAACACGUCUUCGAAAAGGGAGAAAGCAAAGGGUUUUGCUUUCUCCCUUUUCAGGUGGGUUUUCAUACUGCUGGGCACUAUCUUUCGAGUUGUCCACCUCAUAGAGAAGAGAACAGUUUGUAAAUCAAAAUAAUUCAAAAGUUUUUAACU
Molecule: messenger RNA, 819 nt
Organism: Micromonas pusilla CCMP1545
Lineage: Eukaryota; Viridiplantae; Chlorophyta; Mamiellophyceae; Mamiellales; Mamiellaceae
Product: thioredoxin
Exons: 3
Coding region: 170-661 (163 amino acids)
Cellular component (GO): cytoplasm
Molecular function (GO): protein-disulfide reductase activity
Source: RefSeq, a predicted model, not a curated record